This is a messenger RNA of Coniophora puteana RWD-64-598 SS2, 1122 nucleotides long. RefSeq names its product Aldo keto reductase. The transcript has 10 exons. The record is from RefSeq and is a predicted model, not a curated record. The coding region runs from base 19 to 1002 and encodes 327 amino acids. NCBI's taxonomy places the organism in Eukaryota, Fungi, Basidiomycota, Agaricomycetes, Boletales, Coniophoraceae.
GCUCGCUCUAUCUCGAUCAUGAAGUCUCGCAUUCCCCUCUUAUAUGGCUCAGCCGCGUUCGGUUUGGAGGGCACGCUAGGCACACGCAUACACGAUAUCGAUGAAUGUCGGAAGGUUGCUGAAUACCUGAGCUCGAAAGGCUACCACGAGUAUGACUGCGCUCGCAGGUACGGUGAUGGGUCGUCAGAAGAAUUCCUUGGGAAGCUGAGGGACAUGGGCGCUCUGGAAGGCGCUAUUAUCGACACUAAGGUGCUCGUUGCUGUCCCAGGCGCCCCGGGAGACCAUACACCCGACAAGAUCCGCGCGUCGUUACAGGCGUCGCUCGAAGCCUUGAAAACCGAUAAGGUCCGGGUCUUCUAUCUGCACCACCCUGACAGGGGCACACCGCUCGAGGAGACCCUAUUCGAGAUAAAUGAGCUAUACAAGCAAGGAAAGUUCGAGUACUUUGGGCUCAGCAACUAUUACUCGUGGGAGGUCGCAGAGAUAGCUACAAUAGCCAGGUUAAAGGGAUGGGUCAGGCCGACCGUGUAUCAAGGCAUCUACAACGCCCUCGAGCGCAACAUUGAAACCGAACUUAUACCAUGCCUUCGCAAACAUGGACUGAAGUUCAUCGCAUAUAGUCCUAUGGCUCGCGGUCUACUCGGAGGCAUAGAUCCCAGUGCUCCAGCGAAAGGUAGUCGAUGGGACCAUAGCUCUUCCGUGAUGGCCCCAGGCCUGCAUGCGCGUUACAAAGGUUACACGGAGACGUUCGCUCAGCUUACAGAGACUCUGAAACGACACAAUCUAAGCGGAGCUGAGGUUGCUUUGCGAUGGAUCCAGCAUCACAGCGCACUGGGGCCAGAGGACGGCAUCAUCCUCGGCGCAAGCGGCCUCCAGCAGCUUCAGGAUAACGUUGAGGCUAGUGAGAAAGGGCCAUUGCCGGACGAGAUCGUGGAUGUGCUGCAGGAGACGUGGGUCGUGAACAAGGGACGCUCGCCUCCUUACUUCACGCCCAGCCGGUGAAGUCAUAUUUCUGACAUGUCCGUUAUCACGGUGUAAUCUCCUAGGAUCAAUGCAGCAGGGGGAUUCCAUGGGGGCGGGGUAUUCGUGUGCACUGACUGACAUACCCAGCGUAAAGGAAAG